Molecule: messenger RNA, 1664 nt
Organism: Branchiostoma belcheri (Belcher's lancelet)
Lineage: Eukaryota; Metazoa; Chordata; Leptocardii; Amphioxiformes; Branchiostomatidae
Exons: 2
Coding region: 124-1239 (371 amino acids)
Source: RefSeq, a predicted model, not a curated record
UCAUCCUGCUUGUAUAACUUAUCAGUGGAUGGCCUGGCUGAUCUUAUUUUAUUCCUUACUUAUUUAUUAGGCGGCGUUUUAGUUGUGUAACGUUCUACGUUAUACAACUCUACAGUAUUUAUUAUGGCCAGCCUGUCCACAGCCGCAGACACGCACGCGGAGCUACUGAUGGAGGGGAGUAGGCUCAAGACUUACCGCCAGAAGAUGCUCGCCGAGAAACAACAGCACGACUGGGAAAUGAAACUGUUGGAGAAAGAAAGACAAAUCGCCUGGAACUCCGACAGGGUCGAACAUGGCAGGCUGUUGUCUCGCCUGGAGAAAAUAAACAAGCGGAUUUUGGAGAUAAACAAGGAAAAUUCCAGACGACAGAACUUGCAGACGGGGGCUAUGCUCCUGUUGGAUAACAACACACUCUCACAGGGAGAGCUCACACACAACGAGCACAAAAUAUCAUCUCAGAAACCGGGCAACAACAAGAAAAAAACAUUCAUAUCCAACAGACAGUUUUUUUCGUCGGCCUUGUCAGGUGUUAAUGUUGAUUCGGGACAGGCACUACAGACAGCCGUACCUGGGUGCCAUCUCCCGUUGGUAUCUCAGAAAACAACAACCAAUGACCGCCGCGCCAACAGUAGUUUUGGUGACUCAGAGCUAGUAAAUUCAAAGAACCUGCCCUCGAUAAAGAAGGGGAAUCACAACUUAGGUUCCUCAGAAACCACCGUGCCCGAAGAAGCCAAGGACUCGAUUAAACCCAGGAUACUUCGUCGAAAGAGCAUGGACCCCCAGCUACUUGCAUCCCUCUUGAACGUGGACGAGUCUUCCGUUCAAAAACAGAAUCAGGUUUUCCAGAGAGCGAGGCUGAACUCUGAUGCUGCUCUCAGGGUGAACUGUGCAGACGGUACGCCGGAAAAAUCAGAAGUAAACGGGAGAAAGAAGAAGUUUCAACGCAGGGCGAGCAUAGCGUCGAUGCACAUGCCGAGUGAUCUGGUAAAAAUCGGCUUCCCUGAGCUGAGAACCGGGGCACAACUGUCGAGCAGAGGGGCAGGCGACGAGGACUUCCCGGCGAGCCGCAGUUUUGUCUCUCGGGCCCGGAGAAGCUCUCUACCGUCUGUGCCCACCACGGAUCACGGCAAGUUUGCGAACCUGGGUUUGACUGCUACACGGAGGAUGAGCGUCGGGUCGAUACCAAGGAUGAAAACCUCGUCGUUGGACAAGCUCGACAACGUGUUGGAAGAAAGCUAGGAACAUCUACAGCACUCCGAACGGGAAGAAGCGGUGAGGAAUUUGAAACAGAGCGUCAAGUCGAUCGAUUGUAGUUUGCCAUUUUCCCUACAUAAGAAAGAGCAAUGAGAACAUUGGAAGGUAUCAACGCAGGCUCAACAAGGCGUCAUUGGUAAAUAUAUAAAUGCAUGUAUUGGAACAUAAGGUUCAUGUAACACAAUCUAAAAGUCUUACACCUGGCCAAAGUUUCGGUGACUUGCCACUUGCCUUUAUUAGGGAGUACUGAAUAGUGCUAUGUCGGCUCUUCGGCGCAUGGUGGCGCUGUGGCAAGGAUGCGUCUCAAACGUGAUAGCGUCUAUAUAGAAUAUGGGGCGAAUGUUAAUCUCCAAGCAGAUCCCUCUCGGUGGCAAAAAGACAGUAUCAAAUUGGCCAGGCAGUAUCCAUUA